Blastocystis hominis is the source of this 948-nucleotide messenger RNA. RefSeq names its product Pyruvate Dehydrogenase E2 (dihydrolipoamide acetyltransferase). Gene Ontology annotation, biological process: pyruvate decarboxylation to acetyl-CoA. Gene Ontology annotation, molecular function: dihydrolipoyllysine-residue acetyltransferase activity. Gene Ontology annotation, cellular component: pyruvate dehydrogenase complex. The transcript has 6 exons. The record is from RefSeq and is a predicted model, not a curated record. The coding region runs from base 1 to 948 and encodes 315 amino acids. Lineage: Eukaryota; Bigyra; Opalinata; Blastocystidae.
AUGUUCGCAACCAGACUAGUUAAUUCUGUUAUCCGGUCGAGCAACAUCAAGCUAGUUCGUCUCUUUAACUCGGAAUACACCAAGCACUUCCUUAUGCCAGCCGCUGCCCGAUUGGUUGCUCUGAACAACCUAGACGCGAGUUCUAUUGUUGGAACGGGUCUCGGUGGUCGCAUUAUGCGCUAUGAUGUCGUGAAAUUCAUGGAAUCAAAUCAGGGAGGAGUGAAGAAGCAGCCUGCUGCUCCUGCUGCUGCGUCUCCGAAGGGAAAGAAAGCUGCGAAACCCGUUAUUCCUGCCGGAAAUGGUGCAAAGGUGACUUACGAAGAUUCCCCUAUUCCGGGCGAAACGAAAUCGAAAAUGGAUCUGGAUCAGCAGAUGAAGAAGACUAUUCCCCAUUGCUACCUGAAGAGCACGCUGUCUAUAACAAAUACGCUCCAGCUGAUUAAAACGCUUUCCACCACCGCGGCCACGCCUCUCACUCUCACGGAUUUCGCUGUGAAGGCGAUUUCCACAGCGUUGGUGCGAGAACGCUCGCUUCCCAGCGUGGAUGUGAACGUGUCCCUCACUCUUCCUGACAGCACGCCGCGCAUGUUCACGCUGCCUCAAGUGCAGAAACUCAACAUUUUGGACAUCCACAACGCCAUCCAGAAGAUGCGCGACGCGCCUGCGGACGCGCCUGCGGCCCCGGUGAGCGGCAUCGUGACGGUAAACGUGCUGGAGAACGUGGUGAGCGCGGGAGGAAUCUUGUCGUGCGCGCAGGAGCUGGGAACGGUGACGAUCGGAAGCCCGGUGCGAUCGGUGGCGGUGGACGAGGAGGAGAAGAUGAGUGCGUGCGUGAAGAGCGAGGUGGACUUCACGGUGAACGCGGUGAAGAUGAGCGAAGUGGAGGGGUACGAGGUGCUGGGAACGUUCAAGAAGAUGAUGGAGACGCCGGAGUUCCUGCUGGAGUGA